UGGUUUGUCUCCACCCUUCCCAGGCCGACGAGGAGCCUGAGUCAGCCUGGCCAUUAGCUUUCAGUUUCGUUUCUUCCGGUUCAGAGCCGAUAGUCUUGCAAGCAGAUAAGCUGCAGGCUGGAUCAUUUCACAGGCGGAGGGAAGCCGGCCAGGCGGAUUUGCUGGAGCUUGUUGGUGGGAGCGGAGGCGAGGAAACGACCACCAUGCCUAAACGCACCGUAAGGGAGAAUAAAGAGAUCGGAGAGCGGUUCCUGCAGUUCCUAAAGGAAUCUGGCAAGGAAAAAGUGAGCAACAAAAAAGAGCUGACGGCGAUCUACAAUCAGGAGUUUCGGUACAGAGAGGAUGUUAGAGGACCUAACUUCUCGGCUGUUCUCUAUGCACUCUGGCGCUUUGGCCUUGCUGGGUUCCAUCGGGACUCUGUGAUGUUUGGAAGGGUAAAGAAAAAAGUAAAGUUUACUGAUCAGUACUGGAGACCAAGCUAUGAUGCUGGAGAUCAGCCUGACCAGGACCAAAGCCCAGGUGCUGCCCCACCUCCUCGCAGGUCACGUGCUAAGGACAGAGCCGAAUUGGUCUCCAAGAAGCAUGGAGUGGACAUUGUUUCGAGUUGUGAUGGGGAGAAUGGUAAAAUCAGUUUGCAUGUGUCUCCAAAUGAAGUAAAGAAUAUUGUAAUAGAGGUACAAAAUAAUGGAGAAAAUGAAGUGACGCUGUCGAGUUUCAGAAAACUACGUGGACGUCGUGAAUUUAUCUUUACUUAUAAACAGCCACCUGUGAAAUUACAGCCAGGAGAAACGUAUGAGAUCCGAGUGCGCUGUCAGACAAAGGACUACGGAUACUUUCCUGUCACCAUGAUGUUUGAUUUUGAUAGUGCGCAGACUGGACGCUUCAUCAUUGGACGUUUCAUGUCUGCUGUUGCUCACAGUAAAUUAGAAGAACAGCUGGCUCCCUCAGCACCUUACAAGCCAUACCAAGCCAAACUGCACAAGCCACAGGAAGUUGAGAUAGUGGAAGGCAUUGCACCAAAAAACACUUUGAACUAUGACCUUAAGCAAAACAUACCUCUGCAGCACUACAACUACCCACGAGACCUGAAGUAUCAGGUAGAAUGCAUGAAUAAAGGUGACGCACCCAAAGAUGGCACCCAUGAGAAGAUUGCACAGCUCCGGAGCGACCUGAAAGCUGCCUUGCAGUUUGACAACUACAGUAAGAAGUUUCAUCUGCUCCUUUACUUAGAGGAGAUCCAGAUGGAGGUGGACAUUCAUCGAUACGAUCAGUCCGAUGUUUGCAUGGAAGCAGACAAGAAUAGUCCGUUUCUUGUCCUGACGGCACCUGGUGUGGCCGAGAACCGCCCAUCAGUCCUGAGAGGUGAUCAUAUUUUAGUAACAUUGGCUGAAGAGCGCAAUCGGCACCCGAUUGUCCAAUACAAGGGCUAUGUCCAUGCUGUGGAAUGGGAUAAACUCAAGCUGGGCUUCUCUGAAAGGUUGACAUCUCGCUUCAUCAAUAAAAUGAAGUUUGAUGUGAACUUCACCUUCUGUCGUCUGCCGUUACGAGUCCAGCAUCGUGCCGUUGACCUUGCCCAAGAGAGGAAACUUCAGAACCUGCUAUUCCCAACUUUCUCACUGGGACAUUCUCUACUCACUGCCGGUCAGCUGCUCAGAUUACAUGACCGGAAUCUGGAGAGCAACCAAGAGCAGGUGAAAGCUGUCCAUCAGGUGGUAGCAGGCAUCUCCAGACCAGCCCCGUACCUUAUAUUUGGGCCACCAGGUACGGGCAAGACAGUCACUAUGGUGGAAGCCAUUAAGCAGGUACUAAAGCAUGUUGAGGGUUCCCACGUGCUUGCCUGCGCCCCCUCCAACAGUGCCUCUGACCUGCUCUGUCAGCUCCUCCUGAAACAUGUGGACAGCAGGAAGAUCUACAGGAUGAAUGCUAGCAGCAGGGAUUACCACACCAUCCCUGAGGAUAUCAAGCAUGUCUGUAACUGGGACAAGAAACUGGAUUCUCCCGUCUUUCCUAGCAGGGAGAUUCUAGAAAACUACGGAGUGAUCAUCACCACCCUGAUAACAGCAGGAAGGGUGGUCUAUGCUCAGUUCCCUCCGGGACACUUUACUCACGUCUUCAUCGAUGAGAGUGGUCAUGCUGAGGAACCUCAGAGCCUGAUUGCCAUUGCAGGCAUCCUAGCCAUGAUGGACCCAAGGACUAAUGCUAAAGGAGGUCAGCUGGUUUUGGCAGGUGAUCCCCAGCAACUGGGACCAAUCCUGAGGUCUCCUCUGGCUAAGGAGCAUGGCUUAGGACUUUCCCUGCUGGAGCGGCUGAUGCAUGAAAACUCACUGUACGAAAAGAAGGAUGGGAGCUACAAUCCACAGUUUGUCACUAAGCUGCUGCGUAACUACAGGUCCCAUGCUGCCAUCCUCAAGUUCCCCAAUGAUAAGUUCUAUGAUGGGGAGCUGCAGGAGCAUGGCGACCCCCUCAUCACUGAGUCCUACUGCAAAUGGAAGGAGCUGGUGAAGCAGGGGUUUCCCAUCAUCUUUCACGGAGUCUGCGGGGAAGACCAGCGUGAAGGGAACAGCCCUUCGUUUUUCAACACGGCCGAGGUUAAAGUGCUGACUGACUACCUCAAAAAACUGCUCCUGGAGGAGCAGGGCAAGAAAGGCAUGUCUCGCAUUUCCUCCAAAGACAUUGGAGUCAUCACUCCAUACAGGAAGCAGGUGGAGAAGAUAAGAAAAGCCAUUGGUCUGGAACUAAAGGGUGUGAAUGAUAUCAAGGAACUAAAGGUUGGCUGUGUUGAAGAGUUCCAGGGCCAGGAGCGGCGUGUGGUGCUCAUCUCAACAGUGCGCAGCAGCAGCAAUUACUUCAAUAUAGAUGAGGAGUUCAGUAUAGGCUUCCUUCAGAACCCCAAGCGCUUCAAUGUGGCCAUUACAAGAGCCAAGGCACUCUUGAUUAUUGUAGGAAAUCCGGCUACUCUCAUGAAGGAUCAAUGCUGGAGCGAGUUUCUCAAGUAUUGCAAGGACAAUAAUGCAUGCCGAGGAUAUUGGUAUGAGGCAGAAGAGAAUGAAGAGGAUGACGUGCUGGUAGAACUCGCUUCUCUCUCCUUGAAUGAGCAGCCAGAAGGCAACAGUUCUGGUGUGAGUCACCUCCAGCAGCAAGCGGACCCAGAAUGGCCACAUGAGCGCUGAGGACCUGUACUGUCUUAAAUCUUGGUACUGCUACUGCAGCCUGCAUUCUUGAAUAAGUUAUUUCUCCUGUUUACAUACUGAAAAAGCAGAUGAUGGCCCAGCUAUAAAUGAAUCAUGUUUGAGCUCCCUAUUACUAUUUAUCUCAGGGGGUUAAAGCCAGAAUUUUAUAAAGAAAUCCUACUUGUGCAAGAGGGAAUGCAGUGUGCAGUUACCUGCAUCCACCUAAUGCAGUGCAAAUUCACUUUCUUGUUGUGCAAGACUUCUCUGCAUUCCUUCCUUUUGUGUCCAGCGGUAUAUGAGAAAAGACUGGUAUUAGUUUGAAACGCAGAUGUGCUGGAUUAUAAAGCAAUCAGAAAUAAGAAAAGACUGGGGAAUGGCACUGAGUGCAGAGGCUUAACCUCUCCUUUUGAAACUGGCAGGAGGAAACCCCCCCCCUCCCUUUUUGCGGUUCAGAGACUGACAGCUAGAUUUCUAUUUCGAGCUGCAUUUAAAGUUUAUCAUGAAAUAGUUUUGGGGGGACCAGGGGGAAGAUGAACCUUAACUCUUAAGCCCUUCCCAUUUCCAAGACUGUAUCAGAUUUUAUCAGGUGUUUUUUCUACUGGAUUGUCAUUAAAGCUUCUAGAAUUUA
This is a messenger RNA of Podarcis muralis (Common wall lizard), 3798 nucleotides long. RefSeq names its product Mov10 RNA helicase (gene MOV10). Gene Ontology annotation, molecular function: RNA binding; 5'-3' RNA helicase activity. NCBI's taxonomy places the organism in Eukaryota, Metazoa, Chordata, Lepidosauria, Squamata, Lacertidae. The record is from RefSeq and is a predicted model, not a curated record.